AUGGCAUCAGCAAGUCUACAGUUCUUUGCUUUUAUUCUGGCUUUGUUUGGUGUGUUUGGAGAUAUCACAGCCACUUUGCUACCAAACUGGAAGGUUAACGCAGAUGUUGGUUCAAAUAUAAUAACAGCUAUAACACAGAUGCAAGGACUCUGGAUGGACUGCACAUGGUACAGCACUGGGAUGUUUAGCUGUACCCUGAAAUACUCCGUUCUCUCUCUCCCCAUCUACAUCCAAACUGCACGGACCACGAUGGUACUGUCUUGUAUCCUAUCAGCCUUUGGGAUCUGCAUCACUACAGUUGGAAUGAAAUGCACCAAGCUAGGAGGGGACACUGACAGCAAAAGUCACGCUUGUUUUGCUGGAGGAGUCUGCUUCAUUCUCGCAGGAAUCUCUGGAUUAGUACCAACAUCCUGGUACACAAGAGAAAUUAUUUCAAAUUUUCUGGACCAGAACAUUCCAGAAAGCAGUAAACAUGAACCAGGAGGAGCGGUUUAUACCGGAUUCAUUUCAGCAGGGUUUCUGCUUAUCGCAGGUGCAAUCUUCUGUACUUCCUGUUUUAAAAAGCAGCAAGGAGCAUGGAUUUACCCUUCAAAGCAGCACUUCCCAUCCACUGAGCAGGAGAGCAAUGCAGGCUACAACCUGCAGGACUAUGUGUAA
Molecule: messenger RNA, 657 nt
Organism: Indicator indicator
Lineage: Eukaryota; Metazoa; Chordata; Aves; Piciformes; Indicatoridae
Gene: CLDN20
Product: claudin 20
Exons: 1
Coding region: 1-657 (218 amino acids)
Biological process (GO): cell adhesion; bicellular tight junction assembly
Cellular component (GO): plasma membrane; bicellular tight junction
Molecular function (GO): structural molecule activity
Source: RefSeq, a predicted model, not a curated record